AUGGAGGCAACUUUUGUGUAUCCCAAUGAAGUUCCAGUCCUAGCAUCCACUGGACUUGGGGUUGGUAUAGCAGGUAUCGAUCCUGACCAUGUGCCGUUGAAGCCGAACCUUCUUAAUAACGUGUGCCAAAGAGUCGACCCCGACAGUUGCGCAUUGGACGCAAGGGGCGUCAUGCGUCUGCUUGUGCGUAAUGCGUUAGGCUACUCAUUCUUACGGCCGCAUCAGCGUAACAAGCUACAGCGGCAUUUGGCAGGGAAGAAGGAAAUCAAAAAGAAAGAUUGGAAGGCACAAGCUUCAUUUUACCGAAUCAACUACCGCGACUUUGUGCCGCACGACUUGAUGAUUGAGUUUCUUGAGAAUGAAUGUCCACCACAAGAGGAUUGCUACAAUCUGUCUAAGUGGUCAUGUGCUGCAGCAAGCUUGUGCAUGUUCUGGGAAGCAAAGAUGCGUAUCAUUCGACUACAACGGCGAAAGUACUUGCGGCUGCUCGAGGGAUUACAAAUUGCACAGUUCUUGCAGCACCAGCAAGAGCGAAAAUUGAGAAUCCCACAUUCAGAAGCCGAGUUGGCUUCGGUUACAGUCGAUGGUACCGUACGCUACUGGGAUCCAGAAGGAGGAAUUCGGACCAUCACAAAAGAAGCCUAUACCCCAGACCGUAUUUUACGCUGUGAAUACUCGAGUCAUCCUUGUGUUCUUUGGGCGGCGAAUCGAGUCACAGUGUCGACUUUAGAUCUUCGAGAGCCACCACAAAUCGCGAGCAAGUUGUUCGAUGUAACAGGUGCUGGGACUUUUGUCACCAUUUAUGAUAUCAGGCGUAGAGCAAGCAAUCCUUUUCAGUUCGUAGUUGGCACGGGUGUCGCAAUUGAAAUUUUCGACAGCCGCAUGGCUAGGCAACCUGUCAUAUCUUGGCUCCAGCCGCAAAGUUAUUCUGGUGAGCCGGAUGUUUCAUUUGGAGCGAUCGACGAAGUAAAUAUGUCGAAUAAUGCAAACGAUUCACAAGGAUUCAUUUUGUCGAGCUUAAAAAGACACAAGAUAACAACGCUGUACCCAUUUGAACAAAAUCGCAAACGAAAACGCGGUGAAGUGAUGUCACUUAUACCGCUGCGUUUUAAUGAAGAUGACGAUGCGUAUAUCGAUAAACCAAGUUCAAGUGUGGGCCAACUUGUUGCUGCCGAUGCAAACUUAGAUUUGCGAAUGGAAGAUGGUGGGGAAUAUACCCGUUUAACGGGAAUUUGUGCUAUGCGCAACGAGAGCUCUGAGUGUGCAAGUAUUUACCAGUUAAAUAGUCUAGGAGAUUUAUUUUCACAUCAGGUAUCGUUUAGUCGGUCUCAAACAAAGUCUUACUACACCGCCGUUCAAGCCAACUUACCAUGUGGUGUUACUGCACAGUAUGAACCAACGCAAGAUACGGUUUCAAGAAGGCUACCAAUACCAGUUGAUGCCAUGGUGCCUGAGUACGAUACCGAAUCGAUGCAAACAUUCAUCACUCUUCCUCUUAAAAUUCUUCGACGACAAUUUCCGCGCUUGCCAGAAGAUAAGGAAAAAUUAAUGAAAAGCGAUAACCACAUCGAUUCACAAACACAUGCCACAGCUUCCAGCAUCAAAUGUAGCAAGGCAAGUCGAAAGACUUUUGCAAGCCAGAAGGUAAUCUGCAGAUUUACUCCAUCAAAUGCCGGUGAGAACACGACACACAAUAGUGCCGAAACUGACGAAACUCUCAUACGAAACAGCUGCUCAAAAGGCAGUACAAGGAGCAGCGACGGCGACGCUGAAGCUUUGUCAUUUGAAGGUCAUGCUUUAAAGUUUCUUGAUAUGGACGAGCUCGUUGAAACUCUUUGUAGCGUUUGCGACCCGUCAGCAUCCCUAUAUCAGCUGCACCGUUUUGUGAUCGAUAGGCUAAAUAUCGAAUUGUCGUCCGCCAAGUUGCUUCUUUUCCUUCGCUCGCGCAGCGAAUUUCAAAUUCGUACGGUGAUUCACUCACUUUCAGCGGAUAGGCUUCGUGUGCUUAAUCCGUCAUUGUCCGGAGUUGACAACGUGCACUACAAGAAGGAAGACCCACGCAUUCUCGCAUGCAAUUGUCGUCCCAACUCACACCUACCAUGCAAGUCAUGGUCUUGCAUGUUGCUCCACGCGAUUGCCGUGUCUAGAUCUUUACCUGAUUUCCAUUUGGAUGACACGGCUCCAUCAUCGGCUGUGAUGCAGGAUAUGCCACAAGAGUUUGCCGAUGUUAUCUCUGCAGCCCAAAUUUUGUAUGGUGAUAUAUAA
Plasmopara halstedii is the source of this 2265-nucleotide messenger RNA. RefSeq lists its product as uncharacterized. The transcript has 9 exons. Lineage: Eukaryota; Oomycota; Peronosporomycetes; Peronosporales; Peronosporaceae. Gene Ontology annotation, biological process: transcription by RNA polymerase I. The coding region runs from base 1 to 2265 and encodes 754 amino acids. The record is from RefSeq and is a predicted model, not a curated record. Gene Ontology annotation, molecular function: RNA polymerase I core promoter sequence-specific DNA binding. Gene Ontology annotation, cellular component: fibrillar center.